GGGUUUCGUUGACGCCAUUAAUAUUCCUCUUAAAGAAUAGUGCUGUUUGAGCCCUUCUUUAAAAACCCAUACCCUACCCCUAUCUACCUCUCCUUACAGAGAAAAUGGAGAAAAUUUGCUUGCCGGUUCAUCUCCACGUGCUUUUCUUCUUCUUCUUCUUCUUCUUCUUCUUCAUCUCCUUCCCUCAACACUUACAGUUGCAGGCUUCCUCGGAUUACAUUCGACCACCCCCUCGGAGCAAUUUAUCCAUUCCACACAAAGGUUCAGAGUCCGACCCACAACAGGUUCAUGUAUCGCUAGUAGGAAGUGAUCAUGUGAGAGUUUCAUGGAUUACAGACGAUGACAAGGCUCCUUCAUUAGUAGAAUACGGUAAAAUACCCAGAAAAUACGAGGCGUCGGCGACCGGGGUAAAGGAGUCGUAUAGUUACAUCUUCUACAAGUCCGGCGAGAUUCAUCACGUGAAGAUCGGACCUUUGGAACCCAGCACCACCUAUUACUACCGGUGUAGUGGAAGCGGCCAGGAGUUCAGCUUCAAGACACCCCCAUCUACCUUCCCUCUUGAAUUCGUCAUUGUAGGGGAUCUAGGACAGACUGAAUGGACGGCAUCGACACUAUCACACGUGGACGAAUUAGACUACGACGUGUUCUUACUCCCAGGAGAUCUAGCCUAUGCAGACUUUAUACAGCCCCUUUGGGACUCCUUCGGCCGCUUGGUUCAACCAUAUGCGAGCCGGCGUCCGUGGAUGAUGACCCAAGGAAACCACGAGGUUGAGAAAAUUCCCAUCAUCGAGAACGAGCCCUUCAAAGCUUACAAUGCCAGGUGGCGCAUGCCCUUUGAGGAAAGUGGGUCCACCUCCAACCUCUACUAUUCCUUCGACGUCGCCGGAGUUCACAUCGUCAUGUUGGGUUCUUACGCCGACUUCGCCGUUGGAUCGGACCAAUACAAGUGGCUCCUAGCUGACUUUGCGAAGGUCGAUCGGGGGAGAACACCUUGGCUCAUCGUUCUACUUCACACCCCAUGGUAUAACACCAACACUGCCCAUCAUGGCGAGGGAGAGAGCAUGAGGAAAGCCAUGGAACCCUUACUCUAUCAGGCACGUGUCGAUAUUAUUUUUGUUGGACAUGUUCACGCCUAUGAACGAUUUACGAGAGUAUACAACAAUACGGCCAACCAAUGUGGUCCUGUGCAUGUAACCAUAGGGGAUGGGGGAAAUAGAGAAGGACUUGCUUCACACUAUAAGGAGCCUCCUUCUUCUCUAUCGUUGUUCCGGGAGGCAAGCUUUGGACAUGGUCGGUUCAGAGUAUUCAACAAAACUCAUGCUCAUUGGUCAUGGCAUCGUAACGAUGAUUCCACAUCAACGGUUGCUGAUGAAGUGUGGAUUCAAAGUCUCAGCGUUUCUAGCAUUUGUAUGGAGCCUUCUCAUACUACUUCUACCAAAGAUGAACUUUGAAGCUAAUGUGAAGAACUUGGAAUAAUUAAUGAUCCCAUGGUUAUUCCUUCCUAAUUGAAAGUAUUAAAUAAAAUACUGCUACUAACUUGUGUUAAUGCAUGUAUGAAAUCAGAGUCGACAUAGAAUUUCAUUGUAGCUUUGUUUAAAGUGCCAAUAAUUCUCUUGCAUGAAAUAAGGUAGAAUAGACUUUGUAAAAAAUGUAUCUCAUUUUUUUUUUUGGGGGGGGGGGGUGAAAUAAUGUAGAGUAUAUAAAAGUUAAAGUGAAGCAAUAAAAAUUGGAAUAUGGCAUUGCCUCUUGUGA
Messenger RNA from Macadamia integrifolia, 1752 nucleotides. Its product is annotated as purple acid phosphatase 22-like. The coding region runs from base 105 to 1451 and encodes 448 amino acids. The record is from RefSeq and is a predicted model, not a curated record. Lineage: Eukaryota; Viridiplantae; Streptophyta; Magnoliopsida; Proteales; Proteaceae. The transcript is spliced from 5 exons. Gene Ontology annotation, molecular function: metal ion binding; acid phosphatase activity; protein binding.